AGGAAGGACAUGGAGGCAGCUACUUAGCUCAUCGCAUCAAGGAAGGGAGAGGAGAUCUGCUCUAUUCAACUUGCAAGGGGAAGAGGAAGCUUACUGCCGCUUGCUUAAGUAAAGAUUACGGAUCGUCUGAGAAAGCAGACGCGUUUUAUUAGGAAGGCGCAGCAGACCGACAGCACCCAAGUCUGGUGUCCCCUCCUGCAAACAACAACCCGACUAGCAUUUCGAACUUUCAUCGGUGAACACCUCGGACACCCGACAUCGACGGUAAACUACAGAAAAGUUUUACUGCUUUAACAUUUUUGUUGACGCAUUUAUCCGUUCAUGGGACAUAUUUAGUGUUUUAUAUGUAGGCCUACUCCCGAACUUUUGGAAAAGCGAACAAUAGCUUAAAGAUUCCGAGCAGCAAAGAUAAUCUCCUGACCUGCACUAUUGAACAAUUUUUAAGCAUUAGCAACUGAAUAUCUGAGAGAAUGCCUCGACCAGGCAGAAACACAUAUAGCGACCAGAAACCUCCUUAUUCCUACAUCUCCCUGACCGCCAUGGCAAUCCAGAGCUGCCCGGAGAAGAUGCUCCCACUAAGCGAGAUUUACAAGUUCAUCAUGGACCGUUUUCCUUAUUACCGAGAAAACACACAAAGGUGGCAGAACUCUUUACGGCACAAUCUGUCUUUCAACGAUUGUUUCAUCAAGAUCCCUCGCCGUCCAGAUCAGCCUGGGAAAGGCAGUUUUUGGGCGCUGCAUCCCGGGUGCGGAGACAUGUUUGAAAACGGAAGUUUCUUGAGGAGGCGCAAGCGUUUUAAAAUUAUGAUGAACACGGAUUCUCUGGCUCCAAGUAAGCAAUCCGAUGCUGCACAUUAUCUUCAGCAACAAGCCAAACUUCGACUUAGUGCACUCGCAGCCACAGGAACACACCUGCCGCAGAUGUCCAGCUACAACUUGGGAGUGUCACAGCCGUCCACUUUCAAGCAUCCGUUUGCCAUAGAGAACAUAAUUGCCAGAGAGUACAAGGUACCAGGGGGGCUCGCCUUUUCUACCAUGCAGUCAAUGUCUGCUGGCUACCCCCUGCACAACCAGCUGACCACGGCCUGGCCCCAUAUGUACAACACCAAUAUGAUCGACACGGCAGCUCCCAUCUCCAUGGCCAGCAGUGAUUACAGUGCCUACGGAGUGCCCAUCAAAUCCCUUUGCCAUGGGGGACAGACCUUACCAGCUAUUCCUGUGCCAAUAAAACCCACGCCGGCCGGAGUACCUGGGCUGUCGUCGCUGCCCCCGCAUAUUCCAGCGUUCCUGUCGAACUCUCCGCAGUCGUUAAGCCCAACAUCUCCUCAAACAGCCACCAGCCAAAGCAGCCCUGCCACCCCAAGCGAGACACUGACAAAUCCGUCAACACUGCAGUCUGUGGCGGUGCACUGACCUAGUUCAGGUGCCCUGGACUUGUCCACUCAAAGACUUUGACCUGCAGGACAUCACAGUCUCCAAAGUUUCAUGUUCACACUCCGAAGGCGAAAAAAUAACGGCUACAAUCAAGGCAAGAUAUUUCUGUGUUGCAGUAAUGUUAAUUUGUGUGUAUGUAUUUCAGACUUCUAAGUGUUACUUUGAAUGGUAGUUGUCUUCUCACCUGGAUGGAGUACAGAUAUAUUGUGGUAUUGUUUCAUGUUAUAAAUUAUUUGUCAGCUUUUGACCUUCUGCAUAUCCAGAUUUUGUUUGCCUACUGUAAGGAAUGGCUGUUUACAAGUUGAAGCACUCAAACUAUUCCGUCAGAACGGAGGCGUUCGCUGAUACAAGUUGGAUAGGUGUUUUAAUGAACCGCAUACGUAAGCGCUGGACAGUGUAAUCAGUUUCACAGGUGACCUGACAAGCUCGUUUAUAAUUUGGAGAUGGCCCCAAGUUCACAAAUUAGUCGUUUUUGAUAUGCAUAGCGGUCAGAGAAAAUCAAAACAAAGUGCAAGGUAUGCGGCAUAAAAAUCAAGACAUUGCGACAAUGAUAUUCAGUGCAACUUUUAAAUAACUGAAAUGCUUGUUGCAGAUGGUACCAAAUACCUAGCUGUUAGAUUUGUUUUUAUUAAAUACAACUGAGAAGUAUGUUAAGUUGUCAAACAUGAAAAAUAUAAAAUUACAAGGGUUCUCGUGGAGCGCGAGGUAAAUAUUGUGAAUAUCUGAAAAUAACUGAUAUUGAAUUGUGUAAAAUGCACUUUUUAGUUAGAUGUUUUAGAGUAUCUCUAUUUUGCAGGAUAUGUUUUGUGGAGCAUUUAAUUUAAAGCUGUGGUGACCAUGUGUAUUCAAUGCCGUAAAUUUGUACAUUUUCUGUUACAAUGUAAAGCAUGCUCUCUCAAACGUUGUGUUGUUUUGCUGCAAGCAUGCGUGCUUUUAAAAAGUGUGCAAAAAGUCUGCAAAAAGUCUGCAUUA
Molecule: messenger RNA, 2405 nt
Organism: Alosa sapidissima (American shad)
Lineage: Eukaryota; Metazoa; Chordata; Actinopteri; Clupeiformes; Clupeidae
Gene: foxb1a
Product: forkhead box B1a
Exons: 1
Coding region: 471-1412 (313 amino acids)
Biological process (GO): cell differentiation; anatomical structure morphogenesis; regulation of transcription by RNA polymerase II
Molecular function (GO): DNA-binding transcription factor activity, RNA polymerase II-specific; RNA polymerase II cis-regulatory region sequence-specific DNA binding
Source: RefSeq, a predicted model, not a curated record